This is a messenger RNA of Phanerochaete carnosa HHB-10118-sp, 1412 nucleotides long. RefSeq lists its product as uncharacterized. The transcript is spliced from 3 exons. Gene Ontology annotation, molecular function: hydrolase activity. The coding region runs from base 39 to 863 and encodes 274 amino acids. The record is from RefSeq and is a predicted model, not a curated record. NCBI's taxonomy places the organism in Eukaryota, Fungi, Basidiomycota, Agaricomycetes, Polyporales, Phanerochaetaceae.
GAACUUGCGCUUCAUCGACAUCCAUCGUUAUUACAGCCAUGACCGAUAUCACUCUGCGUGAGGCACCAUCCACAAACAUCAGCCCAAAGGUUAAGCGACAGCCGAGUGAGAAAGCGAUACCUGUACCUUUCGAUUACUGUCCCAGCGACGAUGGCACUGACGAGAAUUUGCUCAUUCUUCUCCAUGGGCUUGGAGACACACAUAAACCGUUCGGACGUCUAGGACGGUCGCUGAAGCUUCCACAGACAGCGACACUCGCCUUACGCGCACCCGAGCUGAUCCCCUACCUGUACGAAGAGGCCUACCAAUGGUACGAAUCCUUCGACCAACUAGGAGACCUGAUCCAAAAUCCCAAUCCGACACCUGCGCUCGCGCUCAUGUCGAGCGUCCUCAAGCACCUCACGGUGGAGUGUGCCUGGCCUGCAGAGCGCAUCCAUCUUUUCGGAUUUGCGCAGGGCGGCACCGUCGCAGCCGAGUUCGCGUUGCAUUGGUGGCGUACCGAGCUUGAGCGUACGAAGCUUGUCGCAGCGGACGCGCCGGACAGAGAACCGCGUGCCCUCGCGUCGGUCGUGAGUGUCUGUGGCCCUCUGCUCUCGUUCUCAACGGUCCUGGCAAGACCAUGCCCAACACCUGUCUUUGUCGCGCAUCGCCCGUCCCCGGCGGAGAGCGCGAUGCCGCCGAACGCUCUCUCGUCGUUUAAGAAGGGAUACAGUGAAGUGAAGGACGUCAGUUUGGGGCGUGGCGAGGGCAUGCCUCGCUCGAGAGAUGAAUGGGAGCCGAUCAUGCGUUUCUGGAGCGAAAGGCUGUCACGCAGGCAGAUGGAGGGAUUAUAUGAAGUUAUGAGCGGUGCGAUGCCAUUGUAAUUACUGAUGCAUAUAUAAUACAGAGAAUAAAUGUACAGAUAUCCUACCCACAGUAAGUGAUAAGAUGACAUAAACCAACGAUAGGGCGACUGUUCAUGGUGUGUGGUAUCAAAGGUAUGUCUGCAAGAGUGGAUGAUCAGUAGAGUUCAAAGGUUAUAGCCAACGGAUGUAGGUCAGAGAAAGCGAGAGUAUCCACCAAAGUGAGUCUCUCGAAGGUAGCUGAGAUAAGUUUCUGCAACGUAAGGUGCGCCCUUACUAAAGCCAAAUGCCUCAAACAUCAUGCCUAGGAAGGAGGACUUCCAAAGAGAGAGACGUGGAUGCUCACCUACACAGCCAUAUACAGAGAGUACCGGCCCCUCCAUGAGUGCGCGCGAAGCCUGUUGGAUCCUCACAGUGGUCCAACCCGGGUCCACUAGGCUAAUAACUGAUCAUCUUUCAGAGGCUGAGGACCUGAUCCUCUUCGAAGUGCGUCUAGAAGCUUUCUCGGAGCUGACAUGACCCCGCUUGCGAUAGGGGCCCCGUUUCCCUGGUGAGAGAUUAGAACAGUUG